GUCUAACUCUAGAAUCGCACUUUCACUAUCAACUUUUGGGCGAAUGGUGUCCAGCGCAUUGAAGUGACUGUGGGGCGCUAUUGCAUAGCAAGUCAAGCCAUCUCAGGGGAAUUAGUGGGUAUCUAGUAGGGGGGCCAUGGCGGGGUAAGGUGCGAUGGAGCUUGAAUAGGUAUUCGUUGUGUGAAGCUUCCCAAGCUUCGUGUGAGCUUGCUUUGGUUACACCUUCACCGUUUCAUAUCUGCCGUUCUAAGAUUUGAGCCUUUCUUCGUGCUGUUUCUCCAUUUUUGAAAAAGCAUUGAUUUGUACAGAGAUUUAGAAAAUUGCCUGCGGAAAGAAUAACACUGAACCAAAAAAAGUUUUACUUAGUAAAGAAGUACUCGAAUUAUCAACAAUGGCCGCCGAUAUCCCUAUCAUUGACGCCCACAUCCACCUCGUCCCGGAAUCAGAGCUUGAGACGUUGGCGUGGUGGAAGCCGGACGGACCUUUACAAGGACAGCUCUCGGUUGAACAAUACAAGACUGCUACAGGAGACUCGACGCCCAAAGGCUUCAUAUUCCUAGAGACGGACCGCAAGAAUGACCUAGAAGCUGGAGAGAAAGAUGGUAGCGGCUGGAAAUAUCCCUUAAUGGAGGUUUCCUGGGUGAAGCGCAUCAUCACCGGCCAGCCGAAACCUGGCGAAGGUCACACUGCGGAAGAUGCUUCUCUAUGUACCGCCUAUAUCCCUUGGGCGCCGAUGCCGAGUGGGGCUGAAGCUAUGGAGAAAUAUAUCGACCUAGUAAAGCAGGAAGCCGGCGAGAGCUGGCCCAAGGUUAAGGGUUUUAGAUACCUACUGCAGGACAAGCCGAACGGGACCAUGUUACAAGACAAAUUUAUCGAGAGCUUGAAACUGCUGGGCCGCAAAGGCCUUGUAUUUGACUUAGGCGUCGACCAACAUAAUCGCGGCAGAGCCCAACUGGAGGAGGUCGUCGAGAUGAUUGACCGUGCGCACGAAGGCGUUCCCGAAGACCAAAGGGUCACUUUUAUAAUUAACCACAUGUGCAAGCCGGACCUCUCCAUCUACAACGUGCAAACGAGCCCGUCGUUUAUCGCCUGGCGCACGGCCAUCUUCACGCUAAGCAAGUGCAGUAAGACAUACAUGAAGCUCUCGGGCGGGUUCCCGGAGAUGCCGGACUCGCUAAAGCAGCGGUCGCCCGAGGACAUCUUUGACGCCAUUAGCCCGUGGCUGAGCGUGGUGCUUGCUGCCUUCGGCGCCUCCCGCAUCAUGUUCGCGAGCGACUGGCCCGUGUGCACCAUCGGCGUCGGCGACGACGCUUGGCAGAAGUGGAAGAAGAUCGUCGACAGACUGUGCUGGAUGGCUUCGUUCGAGGAUGAGGAGAAACGUAUGAUUUGGGGCGGCACGGCGUUGAAGGCGUACGGUAUCGAGGCGUGAUGAUGAUGAUAUUCGUGAUACGACAUAUACUUAGGUAUUUAUCUAUUUACUGAGGGGUACGGGAUGCAGGAAUGUGGAAUAUCAGGACUAUAUUUGGCUGGUCAUGCAUAUAGCAAACAAGUAUCUGAACUACCUACUCCAGGUGUGAGGUAUGCACAUCUUUCAAUAUAAUCAAAGAUUGUUAAGAGCUUCUCCUCUUGCUGUAAAUUGAUCU
Molecule: messenger RNA, 1643 nt
Organism: Annulohypoxylon maeteangense
Lineage: Eukaryota; Fungi; Ascomycota; Sordariomycetes; Xylariales; Hypoxylaceae
Product: amidohydrolase
Exons: 2
Coding region: 392-1429 (345 amino acids)
Molecular function (GO): hydrolase activity
Source: RefSeq, a predicted model, not a curated record